Exserohilum turcica Et28A is the source of this 639-nucleotide messenger RNA. RefSeq lists its product as uncharacterized. The transcript has a single exon. The record is from RefSeq and is a predicted model, not a curated record. NCBI's taxonomy places the organism in Eukaryota, Fungi, Ascomycota, Dothideomycetes, Pleosporales, Pleosporaceae. The coding region runs from base 1 to 639 and encodes 212 amino acids.
AUGCGCAAAGUAUAUGGUGAGUAUGCAGAGAGAAUUAUACUUCACACUCCCACUCGGCUGACCUUCGCCGCAGGUAUGCCUGUGCGAUCAGAUAGCAUCAGCCGCGCAUUCAGAUUCGCCGACGUUGCGAUACACAGUGCAGAUGCUGGCAGUGAGAGCGAAGUCUUUCUUCGCACAAUACAAAUCGUUCGCAAUGACCUUGAAAUGGUUGAGCGGCUACUGGGUAUCAACUCGGUGCAGGCAACACUCGCCUAUUUGCCUGAGAGACAUCCUUGGAUCAGAACUGCCGUUGACAGCACAACCUCUGCUCUGGAUGAGAUUGGUACCUGGGUGGAACACAUGUCAAACCAGCGACAUACUAAAGCGCUGCAUCACUCACACCAGCUCCGAUACAUUCUUGCAGACAGUGAACGAAUAGCAAACCGUAAAACAGAACUGACGGCUUGCCAUCGACAGCUGUCCAACGUGUUGAGUUUUCUUAAUCGCCUCGACGACCUGUCGACACAAAGAGAGCCGCCAGCAUACCGAAACAGUAUCGGAUAUGAUGACCAUAAGAUGGUUCCUCAAAAGGACAUCAAGUGGGCUGGUAUGAGCCCCAGCCGCAACAUUGGACAGUCACCUUCCGUCACUCGAUGCUAA